GGCCCGCAGCUUAUCUCUCCCCGCAUCCAAACUCAAGGACCGCAUCACGCCAUUGACAUUUGGUCGCGACGCAAGCGAUCCACCCGCUAAACCUAGCUGGGAAUUCAGAUAAAUGUCACGCGUCGACUGCGCUUAAUUCAAGAUGGCGACAGAAGCGGAAUACGAGUCAAUUUUGAUCGUGAAACCAGAUGUCAACGUUUAUCGCAUUCCGCCGCGGGCUUCCAACCGCGGCCAUCGGGCUGCGGAUUGGAAGCUGGACGCCCCCGACUGGAGCGGGCGCAUGAGGAUCACGGCCAAAGGGAAAGUGGCGUUCAUCAAGCUGGAAGACAAAGUCUCAGGUGAGCUUUUUGCACAGGCACCAAUCACCGAGUAUCCAGGCAUCGCCUUGGAAACCGUCAGUGACUCAAGCCGCUACUUUGUGCUGAGAAUACAAGAUGAUAAUGAAACCAGGACUGACGACGUGUCGCCAUCUGUUCCAGGUCGCAGUGCGUUCAUCGGCGUUGGCUUUGGAGACCGGGGAGACGCGUUUGACUUCAACGUGACUCUGCAGGACCAUUUCAAAUGGGUGAAGACGGAGGAUGAGAUCAGUAAAAAUGCUCAGACCCCAGACACAGGACCCAAACUGGACCUGGGUUUCAAAGAGGGACAAACCAUCACUCUCAAUAUCGGGCAAGGUAAGAAAAGGGAUAAGCCCCGCCCACAGAGUGCAGGAGGCUUUGGACUCCUCCCACCGCCACCAGGGGGAAAGAUAGCCCCACCCCCAUCCUCUUCCUCCAAUGACAACACACCACCAUCCACAGGAGGAUCACCAACCGAUUGUUUGCUGGACUUGGAUAGCAGUAAUUCGAACACGGUGGCCCAGUCCAAUCCCAGCUCUUCUGAUCUUUGGGGGGACUUCUCCACCCCUGCGAGCGCUCUCCCUCAGUCAGCUCCAGCAUCCCAGGGCUCUUCCUCCACCAGCUGGGUUCAGUUCUGAGUCCUAUCGCCUCGUCUCCGUC
Messenger RNA from Alosa alosa (allis shad), 998 nucleotides. It is a transcript of the gene necap1, whose product is annotated as NECAP endocytosis associated 1. Gene Ontology annotation, biological process: endocytosis. The record is from RefSeq and is a predicted model, not a curated record. NCBI's taxonomy places the organism in Eukaryota, Metazoa, Chordata, Actinopteri, Clupeiformes, Clupeidae. The transcript has 8 exons. Bases 143 to 976 code for a protein of 277 amino acids. Gene Ontology annotation, cellular component: clathrin vesicle coat; membrane.